Messenger RNA from Hydatigera taeniaeformis, 1110 nucleotides. Lineage: Eukaryota; Metazoa; Platyhelminthes; Cestoda; Cyclophyllidea; Taeniidae. The record is from the annotation of a GenBank genome assembly.
AUGGGAACGCCCAACGAAAGUUAUUCUUCGGAAGACGAGAAUUACGACCCAUAUGAAAGUCCGCAUCCAGUCUUCGCUUUCCCCAAUUACUUUGUCACCGUUCGUAUAGGCAGAUUGCCCUUUGUCCUAGACACCGAGAAUGGGGACCGUGUGCCAGCCUUUUUAUUUGCUCUUUUCAGGAAAAUGCAUGUGGAACACCUAGCCACUCUUACUUUAGAUCCGCCGUAUUCUUUUCUCAUGCUACUUAACUGCUGGAGGUCAGUGCCACCCAUGGAAGCUGUUCGUCUAAUUGCCGAUUUUCUAAAAAAUACAGCUAGCAGUCUCGAGGAUUGUAUGGCAGUACUAAAUUGUCAAACACCUCUUUUUAACUUUUAUGUGCUCAGAAGCCUUUUAAGGGACGCCCAACCACCACUUCUCUACCUUGACUAUGAUACAUGCGUAACUAUGGAGGAGUCAAAUGUGGUCUUCCCGCUGGGUACCUUUGCUGAUACUAGAAUGGAAGGCAUCUUUCCCAUGAACAUUUCCCAGGAGGAAUUGUUACUUCAGUACGACAUAGAGACCAAUCCGUUAGGCUACAAUCAACGAUUGUCAAUGCAGAUGACUGCUGUAAAUUGUCACAUUUUUAAGGAACUUAUGUGCAUCCCAUAUGCUUUCCAUCGCGCCGUGGUGCGUUUUAUCCUCUACAAUCUUUGCGCCUUGAUACGAGAAGUAGCCAUACGGGAAAACGAAAGUCUUAACGAAGAAGUUAAUGUCUUUUUCAUGCCCAGGAUGGUAUUUAGAAGUAGAUUUCUUCAAUUAAUUGUUUGGAAAAUGGCUAAUUACAUUGCAGAUGAUGUAAUUACAUUGGACACACGUUGGGUAAUCCAUAAGUAUCUUGAAAGUGAUCUGCCACCACAAGUGGACAUACCAACAUGGAUGGAUGAGGAGGAGGCUAAACUGAGACGAAGGGCUCUGAUGAAUAUACUCUGUGCUAACAUAAAUUGCCUUUGGUUGCGUGGUUGCACACUUGAGCAUUUUUGUUUUGACGAAGCCUCAAGGGCCGUUGUUGAGCUGUUUGCUGCGGAAUGGGCAGGACAUGCUUCCUCCCUUAACACCACCCAACAUCAGUGA